Molecule: messenger RNA, 1054 nt
Organism: Drosophila montana
Lineage: Eukaryota; Metazoa; Arthropoda; Insecta; Diptera; Drosophilidae
Gene: dmrt93B
Product: doublesex-Mab related 93B
Exons: 3
Coding region: 16-966 (316 amino acids)
Biological process (GO): regulation of transcription by RNA polymerase II; sex differentiation
Cellular component (GO): nucleus
Molecular function (GO): RNA polymerase II cis-regulatory region sequence-specific DNA binding; DNA-binding transcription factor activity, RNA polymerase II-specific
Source: RefSeq, a predicted model, not a curated record
AUCCUUUCUGCUGCAAUGGCCGAUGACAUCGCGGCGGUUGGGCAGGUCAACGCGGCCAAGCGGCCACGACUCGCAGCCGGCUCGACGAAGUCGACGAAACCCAUCGAGACGCAGCUGGCCAAGGCCUCGAAUCGGGUGCCCAAGUGCGCCCGUUGCCGCAACCAUGGCAUCAUCUCGGAGCUGCGCGGCCACAAGAAGCUCUGCACCUACAAGAGCUGCAAGUGUGCCAAGUGUGUCCUGAUCUUCGAGCGACAGCGCAUUAUGGCCGCACAGGUCGCCCUCAAGCGCCAGCAGGCGGUGGAGGAUGCCAUCGCGCUGCGCCUGGUGGCGAAUAAGACGGGCCGCAAAAUCGAUGCACUGCCGCCGGGCAGCAUCUUUGGCCUAACCGUAACGCAGCCCAAGGAUCAGGCUGCAGCAGCACACAGUCCACAGGAGGCGCCACAGCAGCAGCCGCAGCAGCAGCCGAAGCCAGUUGAUGCGGAGCCCGAAGCCUUGGCUGUGGCCCAGGAUCUGAGUGCGCCGCGUCGCGAGUUCGUCUCCCAGACGGCGAUCGAUAUGCUGGCGCAGCUCUUUCCGCAGCGCAAACGCUCCGUGCUGGAGCUGGUGCUCAAGCGCUGCGACCUGGACCUGAUACGCGCCAUCGAGAAUGUCUCGCCGCCGGCGGAACAGCUGCCGCCGUUGCCGCAGCCACUGUCGCUGCCUCCGUCGCAGCCCGCGUCGCUGCAGCUGGCCAUGCCGCAGCGCAGCAGCGCCUUCAGGCCAGUCAUAGCCGAACAGCUUGCAUUACUGUUGCAGUAUGCGGCGAAGGCAACGUCGACGACAGCCGCCGCCGCCGCCGCGAUUUGCGCGUAUCCGAAGUGGUUUGUGCCGCUCUCCUUUCCCGUCACCAUGGGCCACCUGUCCAAUUUGGCGCCGCGCUGCAACCUGCCCAACUGCAACUGUCUGGAGAGCUAUCAGUUCCACUAACCACAAUUAAAACUAUGCAAAAAUUAAUCAAUUUAUUUUAAAGUAAAUGUGUAAAGCAAAACUUAAAUUAAAUCUGUGUUUGUAUUCU